AAUUCCGUGAUACAGAACAAAAGCCUAAAAAACUGGGUUUAACGUCAUAGGAGAAGAGAAGAGAAGAGAAGCGGUAGCCUGAAAAAAAAAAAAAAAUUCUCCAGAACGCUGAAAUCAAGAGAAGAAAAUCUCUCUGAUGACUUCAGUUCCUUCGAAACUCUACUCUGAUGAUGUUAGCCUUUUAGUUGUGUUAUUAGACACCAAUCCGUUCUUUUGGACCGCAUCUUCUUCCCUCUCAUUCUCCCAAUUCCUUUCUCAUGUGCUGGCGUUUGUGAACUCGAUUUUGCUGCUAAAUCAACUGAACCAAGUGGUGGUGAUUGCUUCUGGGUAUAAUACUUGUGAUUACAUUUAUGAUUCUUCUUCGGAUGCGAGUCAGCUGGGCUCGGAGAAUGGGAGAAUUCCGUCUCUUUAUUCCAAUUUGUUGCAGAAGUUGGAGGAGUUUAUGAUCAAAGACGAGAAACUGGGGAAAGAGCAGUCUCAAAGAGCGAUCAAGUCUUCGUUGCUCUCAGGCUCAUUGUCCAUGGCCCUUUGCUAUAUACAGAGGGUUUUUCGUUCAGGACCACUCCAUCCUCAACCUCGAAUUUUGUGUUUGCAGGGAUCCCCGGAUGGGCCUGAACAAUAUGUUGCAGUAAUGAACGCAAUAUUCUCUGCACAACGCUCUAUGGUGCCUAUAGAUUCAUGUUAUGUUGGUGCUCAUAAUUCAGCCUUCUUGCAGCAGGCCUCCUACAUAACCGGAGGUGUAUAUGUUAAGCCCCAACAUCUGGAUGGGCUAUUCCAAUAUUUGACGACAGUUUUUGCAACUGAUUUGCACUCUCGUAGCUUCAUACAACUUCCAAGACCUGCUGGUGUUGACUUCCGUGCGUCGUGUUUUUGCCAUAAAACCACAAUUGAUAUGGGCUACAUAUGUUCUGUAUGUUUGUCCAUAUUCUGCAAUCAUCACAAGAAGUGUUCGACUUGUGGGUCAGUUUUUGGCCAAGCCCAAUCAGAUACUUCCUCAACAUCAGAUCUUAAGAGAAAGGCUCCAGAAACAUAAUCUCUCUUUUAGAAGCAUUUGCAUUGAACUUGAAGAUGCUCUGUGAAGAUGGUCUUAUCUGCAUUACACAAUUUUUUCUUCUUUAGCACGUGGGAUUGAAAGUAUAUUAGGAAUCCUAAAGACUGGCAUUUGUUAUGCACGACUAAAUUGAUUAUCAAGUUGAAUUGAGAUUUGGUUUUGUUCUUUCAUGACUGAUCGCAUGAUAUUCCUCACUUCCAGCGAUGACAUGCUGCACAAAAUCAAUAUGGGAAUGGAUACCAGAAUGCCGAAAGUCCUAUGGGAAUGGACACUGGAAUGCCGAAAGUCCUCUGCUAGCCAUGAAUGGAGAGGUUAUUCCGGUGAUAUGUUUUUUGGGAGUGAUGAGCAAAUUGAGCUGGCAACAGCUCUUGUACUAGUGAAAACUAUUUCAUCCUGUUGCUUGUACGUAUUGUUUUAUGAGUUUGUAUUUGUUCUUACACCAAAAACUGAGGUGAUUAACAUUCUGCAGUCUUUGAGCUUCCGAAUCACAAAUAGUUCAAGUUUUCGUCGUUA
This is a messenger RNA of Populus euphratica (Euphrates poplar), 1564 nucleotides long. Its product is annotated as basal transcription factor complex subunit-like protein. NCBI's taxonomy places the organism in Eukaryota, Viridiplantae, Streptophyta, Magnoliopsida, Malpighiales, Salicaceae. Gene Ontology annotation, cellular component: transcription factor TFIIH core complex; transcription factor TFIIH holo complex. The coding region runs from base 137 to 1033 and encodes 298 amino acids. Gene Ontology annotation, biological process: nucleotide-excision repair; regulation of DNA-templated transcription. The record is from RefSeq and is a predicted model, not a curated record. The transcript has 12 exons.